GGCACGCCGAACCCGAUCCAAUCGGUUUUUUCACCACUCGGUAUCACGGCGCUGAAGGGAAAUUUUGUCGGGACUGUGCACCCAAUUUUUACUCAGUUCUAGUGUUGGUGGUUGUGAUUUUUGGUUUCUGUUUUUUAUUUUUUGGGUUUUCCCCUUUUUUUCGGCGAAUCGCUGCGGCGCGGGACCGAAAACCACCCUCAGGAUUCGGAUUUGGAGAUUAAUAUAAUAAUUGUGGGCAUUCAUUAAAUGAAGAAGAGGAAAUGAGGGUGCGUUAGCGGAGAGUAUGGGACCGGCGGCGGAAUGGGCAUGCGCACACACCCACUGGGCAAGUCUCGUCCGCGAACGUCUCCAUCGCCACUGACCGACAGCCAACACGAAGACGAGGUGCCCGAGCUGCGCCAACGACCGAACCGUCUGCGCAGCCCGACCGACAUUGCCGCGCAGCAGGACCACGAACCGAUCUUCGAGCACAACUGCAGGACGGGCGUGUCGAGGAGGUUCUACCCUCUGUUGGCGGUCUCUGCCUUCAUCUUCCUGCAAACAGGUUUCUGUUAUCAGGAUGCAGUCCACAUCACCGCCAUCCUUGGCGAGUCGGUGGUGUUCAACUGUCACGUGGAGUUCCCCGAAGGACACCCGGUGCCGUACGUGUUACAGUGGGAGAAGAAGGUAGGCGAGACGGGUCAAGACAUACCAAUAUUCAUCUGGUAUGAAAGCUACCCCACGCACAGCGGAGAGGGAUAUGAGGGCCGAGUGUCCAGAGUAUCACCCGACUCUCCCUAUGGAUCGGCAUCCCUCAAUCUCACCAACAUCCGGGAAUCGGACCAAGGAUGGUACGAAUGUAAGGUGGUGUUCCUCAACAGAUCCCCGAAUCAAAACAAGAAUGGAACGUGGUUUCAUCUGGACGUGCACGCACCCCCCCGAUUUGUGGUGACACCGGAGGAUGUGAUUUACGUGAAUUUGGGUGACGCUAUUAUUUUAAAUUGCCAGGCUGAAGGUACCCCGACGCCAGAAAUCCUUUGGUAUAAGGAUGCCAAUCCGGUUGAACCGUCGGCCACGAUAGGCAUCUUCAACGACGGCACCGAGUUGAGGAUCUCGAACAUCCGACACGAGGACAUCGGUGAUUACACGUGCAUCGCCAGAAACGGCGAGGGACAAAUCUCGCACACUGCCAGAGUAAUUAUUGCCGGAGGUGCUGUUAUUAUGGUACCGCCCACCAAUCAGACCAAACUCGAAGGCGAAAAGGUCCAGUUUAACUGUGAGGCUAAGGCCCAACCGGGAAACGUGACGGUGCGAUGGUACAGAGAAGGUGCACCGGUUAAAGAUGUUUCAUCAUUAGAAACAAGGGUGACCAUCAGGAGGGAUGGUUCGUUAGUUAUCAAUCCAGUUAGUUCCGAUGACUCUGGUCAGUACAUGUGCGAAGUCAGCAAUGGAAUUGGGGAACCUCAAUCUGCUUCCGCCUAUCUAAAUGUCGAAUAUCCAGCCAAAGUAACAUUUACCCCAACUGUUCAGUAUCUACCCUUCAGAUUGGCCGGCGUAGUUCAGUGUUACAUCAAAGCAAACCCUCCUCUACAGUACGUCACAUGGACCAAAGACAAGAGACUUUUAGAACCCUAUCAAACAAAGGACAUCGUGAUCAUGAACAAUGGCUCGUUACUGUUCACGCGUGUCAACGAGAACCAUCAGGGGAGGUACACGUGCACACCUUACAACGCCCAAGGUACUCAGGGCAGUUCCGGGCAGAUGGAGGUUUUGGUCCGGAAGCCUCCGGUGUUCACCGUCGAACCCGAAGCGAUGUAUCAACGGAAGGUCGGGGAAACUGUUGAGAUGCAUUGCGAAGCUUUGGAAGCUGAGGGCACUCAGAAACCCAACGUUCAAUGGCAAAGGAGAGACGGGUCUCCGUUGCCGAAAAAUCGUGUGAAAAUAGUGGGCGGCAACAUUACCAUUGAAAGCCUUCGCCGAUCCGAUUUCGGCUUCUAUCAGUGCGUCGCCUCCAACGAAGUCGCUACUAUAGUUACCGCUUCCCAAUUAGUUGUAGAAGGUACUCAGCCUCAUGCACCUUAUAACCUCACCGGCACCGCGUCCGAAUUCUACGUGACCUUAAGCUGGUUACCGGGAUACAGCGGAGGUCCGGAUUACAAACAAGAUUACACUUUGUGGUACCGCGAAGCGGGAGUCACGGAAUGGAGCACCAUUCCUGUCACUCCUUCAGGCAGUACACAAGUAACGAUUAAUAGACUGGCACCAGGAACGACUUACGAGUUCCAAGUGAUCGGAAAAAACGCUUUGGGUGAUGGAAUGAUGAGCAAAGUCAUCACCGUCAGAACGCUGGAUGUGGGUUUACCUAGUAAAGUUCAAGUUACCCCUACCCCUUUUCAUAAUACUGAUUCUGCUAACAUGGAUUUCCUAAAUUCCCUAGGACCAAAACCUGGUGUCCCGCGGAACCUGACCGUAACCGAGAUCAGUAACGGGUUCCUGAUAACGUGGAUGCCGCCGAUCGAAAGGGCGAAUCUGAUCCAGCACUACGUGAUCAAAUAUCGAACUGACGGCCCCUGGAAGACGCUGAACAAAGCGCAGAUCCGGCCCGAGGACACGCACUAUCUGGUCAAAAAUCUCGUCGGCGGUAGGACCUAUUACUUCCGCAUCCUGGCCUAUUCGACCAAGAGCUACGAGAGCAGCGAGGAGGUCAAGUUUUCGGUGCCUGCGCGGGUCAAGCACAAAGCCAUCACCGCUGGGGUCGUUGGCGGUAUUCUUUUCUUUAUCGUCGCCAUCAUUCUGUCGGUCUGCGCCGUCAAGAUCUGCAAUAAACGGAAGAGACGGAAACAGGAAAAAGCUUAUAAUAUGGUAGCAUGUAGAAUAACAGAUUCUAGAAACGGGGGAAACGCCACGGACAGCCAAGUGCCUUUGAAAAAAUUUAGAAAAGGCAGAAUACCAGGUAUGAGAAUCCUUGCGUUCAUUGCCAACUGGAUCUGGCCUCGUGACCGUUGCCGGUCGGGAAGCCUAUCCAGCCUGACCUGGCAUCCGGAUUACCUGCACACCGGCUCAACGAAAUCUCUGGCGCGCAUUUCCAGAGCAGCCGACGGUCGAUUUGUGCUCGUCGACUCCGUUCUUAGUUUGAGAGCCGACAGUCCUUCAAACAUGAGCAGCAGCGAUGACGGAGGGUUUUUGCCCAGGAAGAGCAGGAAUAGGGCGUCUUGGAGAAAACCUUUGGUCGGAUAUCCGAGUCAGUUAAGUCUUAGAUCUGACGCCUCUGGUCAGAGCACGAAGGUUUUAACCAACUUUUUCCUGGGGCAAAAAAUCUUGCAUCCAACUUUGAAACCUAUACCUACUAUCUACAGUCCGAUGACCCCUAAGUUUCAAUCCAGUUCUCCUGCCACUUCUAGUGGUUUGUUAUUAAGUCCUUGGUCACCAAUGUAUUUUAGCGACCUCAGCUCUGUACGUUAUCCAAGUUCUGGUGAGAGGUCUUACCCGACACCUCCAGGUUUUAUCCAAUUGAAAUCAGUACAUGAACGAUAUUCUCAAGAGUUACCCAGCUUGAGAGCAAUACAUGAAGAGCAUCAAGGUUUUAUACCAGUACAUCCUAUUCGUGACAGUCCUAGAGUAGCACCUCAAACUAGAUCAAGGGCGAGUAGACUGUUGCCACCAAGACAUGCGAGACUGGCAAGAAGUGCGCCAGAAUUGGACCACUUAGAUCGUUCACCAGAAAGUAGGAGCAGUUCCAGCGGUUUCGGUAGCAAAAACACCUCCCAGCAAAACCAGAGCUCACAUAGCGGAAGUAUGUUCAACGAGUGGCGUCUUCCACCAUAUCGUGCACCACCUCCACCGCCUACGAUCCUUCCCCCGCCUCCCCCCAUAGUGGGACAUUGGUUGGAGUUGGCAUCUUCAUCACCGUCAGCUUCCGACCACCUUCACAAGGCUGUAGACGUUGGUAGUGUCGACGGCCAUUACGAAUUCGAUCCCAGCACCCCAACGCCAACUCCUUCAACACCAAUAGGUUCCAGAGAUAUAGAUCUGGAUUCGGGACCUCCGACGACUAGGAAGAGUUACAGCACGUUGAGAGGGAGGUACGAUAACAUCGAUGCGAGAGUGCAGGCGAUGAAGGAGGAGUUCAACGAGUUCAGGAAAAGGCAGGCCAGCAGACGACGGACGCAGGAACUGGAGAGCGCUUGCUGAGUAUUAACGCGUCGAGCAAUCGGUUUUGGUGGGUCAUUGGGUCAUUGCGCACAAAUGUCUGUUUUGACUUUUUUGUUUUGAUGUGGGAAAGUAACAAGAAUGAUUUUGUACUCCGCUAUAAUUAAUUAUACUUAUUUGUAUUAUUGUAAUUACGAAUGAUCAAUUUUAAAUCGUCGUUUUUGUUACUUUUCUGUUUAAGUUCUAUUCAAAAUAAAAUGACAGCAUAUUCUAAACGAAAACUGGCUCUGCGUUUGCGCCAGCGUGUUAUAAUAUUAAAAAAUCGUCGACCACCAAGAUCUGUUGCUCUUUUUUAAUACAUUCGUGAAAAAAGUGCAGUGUUGCGUUUCACCCCCUUUCCCUCGUUUAAAAAACUAAUGAAGACUUUAAAUGAAAAUUUAUUCUACCCUAAGUGUGAUAUCGUAACUACUAUUGUAACGAAAUAUGUUCUAAAUUUAAAAUUAAAUUGAAAAAAACAGAACCAAAACUCCAAUAAAUGAACUUUUAUUAUAAACAACAAAUUCUUAAUUUUAGGUAUUCAUUCACAUUAUAUGAAAACAAAUUACAUCGUAUUUCUAUUCGUAGAGUGUAAGUUAUGCUCAAUUUAAUACACGUGGACGGAAACGGAAAAAUCCUUUUUUACUAGCAAUUUGUAAAUAAUAUUAUACAUAGUUUAAAACUUAACUAGUUAAUUAAUUAUUAUUGACAUGCAUAUAUAUUCAAGCAAAGGCAAAUUAUUUAUUAAAUCGUGAGUGGAGUUUACUCGUGUAUGUACAUACUUUUGUAUGUCCCAUCCGACUUUUGUUACUGCAAAGAUCGUAAUUGGAUUAAGCCGUAGAGAUUUUGGAGGUUUGUAAAUUUUGACGAAACAAUUAUUCUAAAUAAAAUUAGGACCUUAGGCUAGGAAAUAUGAUUGUUUACCGACGUCAAUAUUUUCCCGUUUCCGUUCAAGAAACACUACACAUCUCAAAAGAUUUUUUAAAAAAGUGACGUUGUGCUGAACUAGUGUGAAAAUGCGGCGUCGCCCGCAUAACCAUACCGAGCAAAAUCAAUCACCUCAUCAAUAAGAUAGACGCGAUUUAUUACUCGAAGAUGAUGCAAUUAAAAUUCGAUUGGUUUUACUCGGAAUUGGAAAUCGUUUUGUAAUAAAUCUAACGCUUUAGCGUGGUCCCCCGGGAUCACGGAGGCCAUUUUGGCCUCGAAACAUUCCGUGAGGCUGUUUUGCAAAAAUGUAAUACUAAGUGUACUAGACAUAAACCAGUGUAUAACGUAAAAGUACCUUACUAUGUUAUAGAGCACUAUGCAACAGUUUUUCAGUUUCCAAACCAGUUUCAAGCACUCUCUCGAACGGUCCAGGUCCUCUGGAAGGUGGUCCAUGAUUAAAUUAUCGCAGAUUCGGGAAGUAAAUCAGGAAUAAAGUGGCAUAGAUUCACCUGCAUGGAAACUAUUUACUUACUUACACUCUAUAGUAAUUUAAUAAAACUGAUAUGUUUUAUGCUUUCGCAUUCUUCUUCAAAUCACGAUUGAAUAGUGCUCUAAUUGGACGCUUUCGUCCUCCGAUGUUUUAUUUCACGGGAUCCACCUAACAGACUAAUUUAUUUUAAUUUUAUUAUUUAUUUUUGUUAUUGUUGAUAAAAAUUCGAUGCGGUCCUAUUCUAUAUGUAUGUAAGUCAUAAUCGUGCAAUAAAAAUAUUCUAAACUAGGCUUCAUCUAUAAGUGAAUGGUUCGUCCUUCCGCCAAAGGGUUGGACCAGUUAUUAUUUUUUAUAUUUCGUACCUUGAGUAGCAUAGACACGGUAAUAUUUAUUAAAAGAGAUGUAGAGAUAUCUAAUUUAAAAAUUAUUGUGAUAAGUCUGUUCACAACACGGUUCUUGAGUGUGAAUAUGAGACUAUUGUGAUGUUGGGAGCGUUUUAUAUAAUAUCUAGAGAUUUUUAUAAACAUGGCAGUUUGUUAGGUUGAUCUUUUGACCAGACAUAAAAUAAUCCUUUUUACAUUCGUUUUUUAAGUCUGGUCGUUUAAUUGAUAGUUUGUUUGCGUUGUUCAAAUCUAUAGUGAUAAGAAUAAGCUACGGUUACAAGAUUUUUAUAUUUGUCGUACCUAUUAAUAAAUAAUGUAUUACCUCGAAAUUACAAGAACAUAUCGUUUUCAAGCAUUUUUUCAUUUUGAAUACAAACGAUUAUGAUUUAAAGAAUUUGCUAUGGAUUCGUGGUUUGUAACUGUAGCUUAUUUUAUAGUGAUAUUAGUUUCUUAAUGUCUGAAAUAAGUACAAGUUUAUAUUUAUAUUUUAUAGUUUGAAUUGUUAUUUUUUCGCGUGAAUGGUUGUGUGUAUGUUUAAACAAUAAUGUAAAAAAAUACACGAAAAUUCUAACAAAUUCUUAACCAUAACUUAUACAACUUCGCAUAUUUAAAAACCAAAUACAACAUCUUGCCUUUAUUUAUUUAAUUAAUUUAAGAAACGGAUAAAAAUAAAACACAAUUUUAAUACAAUUUUGCAAGUUUAGGCACAAUACAAAUCUUUUUCUAAAAUUCGAAAACCGAAAAAGUAUAAUUAAUAUAACUCUGAUUGUACAUGAAUUAAUAUCAUUUCCACGAGCACACUGAAAUUAGCUGUAGUACUAUUAGAUUUAAGUGUUGUGUAGAAUACUAUAUACAGUUGUUACUAUGUAACUGAAGCUGUACAAAGCAUCACAUCUAAAAUACAAUAAUGUUGCCAGAUCUCAUAAAAA
Messenger RNA from Aethina tumida (small hive beetle), 6893 nucleotides. RefSeq names its product protein turtle (gene tutl). Gene Ontology annotation, biological process: axon guidance; homophilic cell-cell adhesion; dendrite self-avoidance. Lineage: Eukaryota; Metazoa; Arthropoda; Insecta; Coleoptera; Nitidulidae. The record is from RefSeq and is a predicted model, not a curated record. Bases 301 to 4170 code for a protein of 1289 amino acids. Gene Ontology annotation, molecular function: cell-cell adhesion mediator activity. Gene Ontology annotation, cellular component: plasma membrane; axon. The transcript is spliced from 17 exons.